This is a messenger RNA of Oncorhynchus keta (chum salmon), 5582 nucleotides long. Its product is annotated as pappalysin-1-like. Gene Ontology annotation, molecular function: metallopeptidase activity; protein binding. The transcript is spliced from 22 exons. Bases 234 to 5156 code for a protein of 1640 amino acids. Lineage: Eukaryota; Metazoa; Chordata; Actinopteri; Salmoniformes; Salmonidae. The record is from RefSeq and is a predicted model, not a curated record.
GGAAAGGGGGUCGUGGCUUAACAUUAGCCAAUAAGGGGGAUAUUACAGUAUCGCUUCAUGGGUUUAUUUAGACUGAUUCUACGGUUUGACAAGCAGCUGUAAAGAAAAAAAAACAGAAAGAGAAACUCGGGAAGAUUUUAUAGAGGAGCAUUGUGGACCUACGAAUUUUAUUCUUAUCUAAUUUAUAUCUAUCCAUUGCUCUUUAUAUAUUUUUAUCACUCCUUCUCCUGAAAAUGAAACUUUGGACUUUUCCCUGGCUGCCUUGCCUGGUGAUACUCAUCUUAUGUUUUGGAUCAGAGUGCGGGACUGUCCGGAGAAUGGGGAGAUCCAAAAGGGACUUGGUGCGUAUCAGGGAGGCGAGAGCCACCUUCCCAGGGGCUUGUGCCACACGUCUGCCGCGGGGCAAACGCUCCUUGCCCGGCAUGGAACGACGGGUGCCUCGCCAGCGUCGGCGCUCCUCUCAGGCGGAGGAGAACUCUCCAAGUCGGGUGAAAGCUGUUUAUUUUACCGGCAGGGGAGACCAACUUCGGCUUAAACCGAGCGUGGAGAUACCGAGAGGGAAUUUUACUCUGGAGAUGUGGAUCAAACCAGAGGGAGGCCAACGAUCUCCUACGGUGAUUGCAGGUCUGUACGAUAAGUGUUUCUACGCUUCCAGCGACCGGGGUUGGCUGCUGGGCAUCCGGGCGGUCAGCGAGCAGGGCAACCGUGACCCACGCUUCUUCUUCUCCCUAAAGACGGACCGUGCCCACAAGGUCACCUCCGUCCACUCCAACGCCCGCUACCUGCCCAACACCUGGGCCCACCUGGCAGUCACCUAUGACGGGCUCUACAUGAAGCUCUACGUCAACGGCGCCCAGGUGGGCGUCAGCCGUGAACAGUCGGGCAACGUCUUCAGCCAUCUGACCAAGAAGUGCAAGGUGCUGAUGGUGGGCGGGAACGCUCUGAACCAUAACUACCGGGGGACUGUGGAGAGGGUAAGUCUGUGGAGGGAGGCCCGGGAACAGAGGCAGAUAAUCUGGGACAUGCAGGGUCACGAAAAUCCUCAAGAUGCUCCUCUGCUGGUGAUCAGGGAGACCUUUGAACACCCUGCCCGGAAGUGGCUGACAGUGAAGGAUGGGAGCUUCCCCCAGCCAGAGGAGGGUUGCAGCAGGGCGGGGCAGGCUGGAGUAGGGGUAGGAGAAGGUGGAACUGGAGGGUCUCUGGACACUACCCUGGAACCCCCGCCCUGUGGUCAAACUGUCUGCGACAACGUGGAAGUGGUGACCAACUACAACCGCACCUGGACCUUCCGGAAGUCCAAGACGGUACGUUACCGUGUGGUCAACGUGUGGGACGACGCUCGGCGCCGGCCCACCGUCACGCCUCGUCAGAUCCACCUGCAGCACCAGCAACUCAACAACGCCUUCGCCGUCUACAACAUCACCUGGGAGCUGAGCGUCCACAACGUCACCAACUCCUCGCUGCGCCACCGUCUGGUCCUGGCCAACUGUGACAUCAGCAAAGUGGGUGACGAGGCGUGCGACCCAGAGUGCAACCACACGCUGACGGGUUUAGACGCGGGUGACUGUAUUAGGCACCGUAGCCACUGCCCUCAGUCCAAGCAGGGCAACGGGGUGUGCGACCCCGAGUGUAAUUGGGACAACUUCUUCUACGACAACGGAGACUGCUGUAACCCCAAUGUGACGGAUGUGACCAAGACCUGCUUCAACCGCUCCUCUCCACACAGAGCCUAUUUGGAUGUAAAGGAGCUGAAAGAGAUCCUGAAUCUGGAUGGCUCUACUCACCUUAACGUCUUCUUUGCCAACUCGUCUGAUGAAGACCUGGCUGGAGUUGCUACUUGGCCGUGGGACAAAGAAGCAUUAACACAUUUGGGUGGCAUUGUUCUGAAUCCCUCCUUCUACGGCACAUUUGGUCACAACCACACCAUGAUCCAUGAGAUCGGCCACAGUCUCGGGCUGUACCACGUGUUCCGGGGGAUCUCAGAGAUUGAGUCCUGUAACGAUGCAUGUCUGGAGACUGAGCCUUCGUUGGAGACAGGAGAUCUGUGUGAAGACACUAACCCCACGCCCAAGUACAAGCACUGCAGAGACCCUGAGCCUGGCAACGACACCUGCGGGCGUCGCCACUUCACAAACACACCGUACAACAACUACAUGAGCUACGCAGAUGACGACUGUACGAACUCUUUCACCUCCAACCAAGUUGCCCGGAUGCACUGCUACCUGGACCUGAUCUACCAGACGUGGCAGCCCGAUCCCAAGCCGCCCCCUGUGCCCAUGGCGCCCCAAGUGGUGGAGCAAGAGCAUGCCGCCAUUACCCUGGAGUGGUUCCCGCCUAUCUCCGGCCACUUCUACGACAGAGAAGUGGGAUCAGUGUGUGAUAAAUGCACAGAGGGUCGGGUACUGAUGCAAUACGCAUCCAACUCCUCGUCCCCCCGACCCUGCGCCCCCUCUGGACACUGGAGCCCCCGCGAGGCCGAAGGACCUCCAGACGUGGAGCAGGCAUGUGAGCCCAGCGUGCGUACCUGGAGCCCCAACGCCGGCAUCGAGCAGUGGGUUGUGGGGCUGUCUGAGUGCCCCCUGCAGGGUUGCAUGCUCCAGCUGGAGUUCCCCCACCCACUAGUACCCGACUCCCUCACCGUGUGGGUCACCUUCUUCAGCCCCGAGGAGAUGGCCCUUCCCGCCAUCCACAACAUCCUGCUCCUGACCGUCAGUGGAAACAACCUCUCGUUGGGUCCUAGUAACGUGUUCUGUGAUGCGCCGCUGACGCUGAAGCUGGACGUGGAGGAGGAGGUGUACGGCGUGCAGUUCUUCACCAUGGAGCAGCAUCUGGAGAUUGAUGCCACCCUACUGGCGUCCAAGCCCGACUGCCCGCUGUGCCGCCACUGCAAGCCACUCAUCCACCGACUGCUGCGUCAGCCGCCAUUCUCCCAUACCCCCCAUGGCGUGCUGUUGAACAACCCUGCCAGGCGAUACACUGACAGGGACGUGGUACCAGGCAGUGUGUACACCUACCAGGUCCAAACCAUCUCCGGCCGCAGUGAAAGUGAACCGUCUCCACCCCUCACCCAUCAGCUUGGGGCACCAUACUGCGGAGACGGACGCGUCCAGAGGGCCCAGGGAGAGGAGUGUGAUGAUAUGAACUCCAUGAAUGGAGACGGCUGCUCCAGCCAGUGUGAGAAGGAGCCCUUCUUCAACUGUGUCGAGGAGCCCAGUAUGUGUUACUUCUACGACGGUGACGGAGUGUGUGAGGACUUUGAGCGGGAGACCAGCGUGAGGGACUGUGGCCUGUACACCCCCAGUGGGUUCCUGGACCAAUGGGCCACAACCGUACUGGUGUCCCACCAGGAGAGUCUCUACUGCCCAGCCGAGGUGGCCGCCGGCUACCCUGCCGUCACUAAAACAUGCCAGUCCAAGGUAUUUGACCUUUCUGACGGAGUGUCCCAGUACGCCUGGUUCCCCUGCAGAGAGGCCCUGCAGUCCUCCAGAUACCCUCAGUACUGGCUCAAGGCCAACUUCUCCCACCCCAUGGUGGCUGCUGCUGUGAUAAUCCACCUAGCUGCAGAUGGUACGGGCUACAUCGACCAGACGCAGUGCAACAUCACUGUUAAACUGGUGGACACCAAGGAGGUCAUCCACAGCUUAGGCGAUUGGCGUCUGAGCUGCAGGACCAACCCCCUGGUAAUCCCAGUGAGCCAUGACCUGAGUGUGGCCUUCUACCACACCAAGUCCAUCCUGGUCGAGUUCCGCUCCCACCUGGUAGCCAUCUCUGGCGUGGGCCUGCGCUCCUUCCAGUUCUUUGACCCAAUCACCAUCAGCGGGUGCCAGAGCAACGAGAUCUACAACCCCAUGGGUCAGAGCUGUGUCCAUUACUCGUGUGAGGCCAUCGACUGCCAGGAGCCGCUGAUCCGCAAUGCAGAGCUCAAGUGCAGCAGUCUGGGCUUCUUCAACGGAGCUCGCUGCACCAUCACCUGUAACUCCGGCUACGUCCUGCAGGUCCACAGAGACGAUGACAUCAUCAAGACUCAGUCGGACUCAACAGUGACCAUCACCUGUGCAGAUGGAAAGUGGAAUAAGCAGGUGUCGUGUGAGCCAGUAGACUGUGGCCUACCAGACAAGUACCACGUCCACCCAGCCCACUUUAACUUCCCUGAGGGAACUACUUAUGGCAAGAGGAGUACCUUCCAGUGCAGGGAGCCUGCCCAGCUUGUAGGUUCUAACAACACCCUGACGUGUCUGGAGGAUGGUCUGUGGUCGUUCCCCGAGGCGCUGUGUGAGCUGCGCUGUCCGGCAUCGCCCCAUGUGCCCAACGCCAUGUUGCAGACCAAGCGCUGCAACGACACAGGCCUCAAAGUGGGCUCCCUCUGCAAGUACAAGUGCAAGCCGGGCUACCACGUCACCAACAAGCCCAAAAGGCGAGCAUUUAAGCGUCAGUGCACGGAGGACGGCAGCUGGCUGGAGGGGGCGUGCGAACCGGUGACCUGUGACCCUCCGCCCGCCAUCUUCCACGGCAUGUACCAGUGCACCGACGGCUUUCGCUUCGACAGCACCUGCUGGAUCAACUGCCCCAGAGCCAACCACACGGUGAGACCGCUGCACACCGCUCCAUGCAAGCAGGGGCCCAGCACCAAUGUGAUCCGUUGUAGGAAGGACGGCAACUGGACGGGUUCCUUCAAGCUCUGUCCUCAGAGCAAGGGACAGUGCUCUCUACCUCAAAACCUUAACCCUAGCAUACGAGUCAGCUGCAAGAAGGGACAUGGAAUAGGUGAGGAGUGUGAGCUGACGUGCAGGGACAAUAACAGCGACGUGGUGAUCCUGCUUAGCAACAUGACCGCAGACAGCAUGCGCAAGGAGCACUGGAGAAACCCACCCAAAGUCAAGAAUAUAGUGUGUACAAUGGGACUGAAGUGGUAUCCACACCCAGAGGUGCUCCACUGCAUCAAAAGAUGUGAUCCGUUCAUUGGAGACAAUUACUGUGACUCGGUCAACAACAGAGCCUUCUGUAACUACGACGGAGGGGACUGCUGCCACUCCACCGUCAAGACCAAGAAGGUAAUCCCGUUCCCCAUGUCCUGUGACAUACGAGAAGACUGUGCCUGCCGAGACCCCAAAGCUGCAGAGAACAGGAAAGAAGAGCACGUCCACUCCCUGGGGUGACACUCCCUCCUUGCCCCCCCCACCCCAAACCCUCACCCCAAAACCUCACCCCAAAACCACCCACACCUGGACUGGGACCGAAGGCGACCCGCUGUCCCCUUCCUCCCCCUAACCUCUUCCACAUGCUGCUUUACAGGAGUAGCUCUCCACCCAUACUGCACCCCCCUAACAGACACCUGCCUCCGACUUCUCCACAUUGGGAAAGAUGAACAGACCAGACUAGAUAGGAUAAGGGAAAACCCAUUUCUUAAAGAAAGGAAAGAAUCUGCAAAGUCACAAACCACCAAAAAAAAGAAAACACAAAUACAACAUUUUUUUUGGAAUGAACAAUAUAUAUAAAAAAUGACCCCAAAACAAACCCAGACUGGAUAGCAUGCCUUUUGUUUAGUUUGGUGCCAGCUUCCGUGUCCAUAUAAAAACGUACAA